Talaromyces amestolkiae is the source of this 1122-nucleotide messenger RNA. RefSeq lists its product as uncharacterized. Gene Ontology annotation, molecular function: oxidoreductase activity, acting on NAD(P)H. The record is from RefSeq and is a predicted model, not a curated record. The coding region runs from base 1 to 1122 and encodes 373 amino acids. The transcript has a single exon. Lineage: Eukaryota; Fungi; Ascomycota; Eurotiomycetes; Eurotiales; Trichocomaceae.
AUGGCUACUCCCAGCAAUCAAGCGGCAUGGAUCAAUGAGAAAAACGCCAAACCCCUCGAAGUAAAAGAAGCUCCCUACACGAAACCUGCAGCCAACGAACUCGUCAUUAAAAAUGCCGCCGUUGCCAUUAACCCUAUGGACUGGAUGCUCCAGGAAACCGGCCAUCUCGCAUUCACCUGGAUCAAAUACCCAUUUGUGCUGGGUGCCGAUAUGGCCGGCGAAGUAGUCGAGGKGGGCAGCGAAGUGACUCGAUUCAAACCCGGAGACCGCAUCUUGGCUAUGGGCUGUGGAUCGGAUCAGGAUCGAAACAGGGCCGCUGAGGGAGCUUUCCAGAAAUAUGCUGUUGUGUUGGACAAUUUCGCCUCACCGAUUCCGUCCACUUUGGCCUUCCCAGACGCUGCUGUCCUGCCGCUUGGUUUGUCUACUGCUGCAGCUGGACUUUUUCAGGAGGAUUUCCUCAAUCUGCAAUUGCCCACCGUUCCGCCAGCUGCACCAACUGAGAAAGCCCUCUUGAUCUGGGGAGGGUCAACGAGCGUUGGUAGCAACGCGAUUCAACUCGCGGCUGCUGCUGGUUAUGAAGUAUUUACCACCGCAUCUCCCAAAAACUUCGACUACGUUAAGAAACUCGGUGCUUCUCAAGUGUUCGAUUACAAUUCCAAGACCAUCGUCAAGGACUUGGUCACAGCUCUUAAAGAUAAGACCGUCGCAGGCGCCUACGCUAUCGGCGUCGGCUCUCUGUCUCUUUGUGUGGAUGUCAUCAGCAAAACCAAGGGUGUCAAAUUCGUCACUGAUGUCGGAUCGACCGAUAUCCCCACGGACAAGAAACUGGCCGGCUUCACACUCAUCCCAUUCUUGCUGGGCACAAUGAGCCGCGGUGCAGCGCUUUGGGUGAAGACAAAACGUACCGGUGUCCGUACCAAGUUUGUCUACGCUAGUGACAUCAAGAAGAACUCGGUAUCCAAAUCUAUCUAUGCCGAUUUCCUUCCUCAAGCUCUGGCAGAGGGCCAUUAUCUUGCAGCACCGGAACCGCAGGUGGUCGGCCAUGGCUUGGAGAACGUACAGGAAGGAUUUGAGCAGUUAAAGAAGGGUGUUUCGGCCAAGAAGUUGGUUGUCACCUUGUAA